Molecule: messenger RNA, 5446 nt
Organism: Syngnathoides biaculeatus (alligator pipefish)
Lineage: Eukaryota; Metazoa; Chordata; Actinopteri; Syngnathiformes; Syngnathidae
Gene: rtn3
Product: reticulon 3
Exons: 9
Coding region: 624-3368 (914 amino acids)
Biological process (GO): brain development; endoplasmic reticulum tubular network formation; neuron differentiation
Cellular component (GO): postsynaptic density; neuron projection
Source: RefSeq, a predicted model, not a curated record
ACCCGGAAGUUGGACGCUCCAGUAGUCCAAAUUGCUAACCCGGUGUUUUUCCACACUUUUCGCAUGACCAAGCACGUUAUUAGGAUUAUUGUUUUGACUGUUACCUUAUUAGUUUUUUUUAUUGUCCAAUUAAGCCUUAAAUAAUUGUUGACGAGGAAGGAGCAACCCCCCCAAAAAAAAAAAAACAAGUGUCGUGUUCAAGAAAAGCACUCUCCGCGAGGAUCUAAGCAGAUAAAUUGUCUCGUUUGUGGCAUUUUAAGAGAGACACUUUCUGAAAAUGGGUGCAACGGUGGCCCGUAAGCAAAGUAAGAUCAGUUCGCCUCACGCAGUUGCGCCGGCGGUUCGAAAAAUCAAAUGUCCGACUGGGAACUGAGGACCGUGAAGGCGUCCGCAUCGAGCCGACAUUUUUUUCCCCCUCCUCCUCCUCCUCCUCUUCGUUCGCCACCUUCCAUCUUCGGCAAGUUCGCCUCUCAGUGGCUCAUUCCACGGACGCCGCGGUGCGACCCACUAGUCCCGCUCGUAAAAAAAAGACGACGACGACGACGACGUUUGAGGCCAGUUCGACCGAAGCGUGACAUUUUCUGCCCUUUUUGUUUUUGUCUUUUGGUCGUCGAGCGCACAAUAUGGAUCCAAUGACUCAGUCCGCCCAAAUAUCCUCGUCGCAGGGGCUCGCCGAUGGACAAAAUUCUGCGUCGAAAGAACCCAGACCAUCCGAUUCCUUUCUUUCCUCCUCGCCCGUAUCUGUCAUACAGUCUUCACAAGACAAAAAGACGGUGCUGGGUUCCAGUAAGCCCGCUGACGAAGGGGUCGCCACGGCCCUUCGCUUUUCCUCUCAGCCGGGUUCUUUUUCUCCUGAUAAUUACGGCGGCGAGGCACAGCCCGAUUCGCCAGUCAGGAUGUCUCCGGUUUCCGAGCGCAUAAAGGCUCUGGAAGCCCUCGCCGCCAAAAAGCAGACAGAUUUUCGAGGCGACUCUUGCGCGAACGUCAAAGAGCGCCACCACGACAAAUCUCCCAGGCAGUGCGUGGAGAAAAAUAAGUCGGGCUUCCAGAGGAAAACUGGCUCUCCUGGUCAAGAUUCACCCGAAUCGCCAUUCGAAGUCCUCGGAGAGUUCAGACAAAUGAAUGAAUUUGAAGAAACAGAAGCUUGGAUGAAGGCUCACGCGCCGCCAGUCCCAGAUUUGCAGGCUUCAGGCUUUGUUUCUUUUGACUCGAAGCCAGCCAGGGAAACUACUCCAUUUGCCGCUCUCACCGAUGUCCACAACGACGCUCCAAAAGUGAAGGAGCCACAGAAAGAAGCCAGUGUUGAGGAGGCAGACUUUGACCUGGACUUUCUGCCAACCGCCUACAUGUGGACUCAGCCGGAAAAUUCUGGGGUCCGAGCGCCGUCGCAGCUUGAUUCGGAGCACGCGGGUUUACCUCACUCUCUCUCCGGUUUUGAAUCCACGUCCCCACUGAACGAUGACGCUUUGGACGCUCCGGAUGAUGGGAGGACCACUUGGACUGGAGAGCUCGAGACGACGGAGGCGAAGGAAGUGGAUAGCUCAGGCGAGUCUGAAGAAACAGUCAUUGAAGACAGUUUCACUGCUGUUGUCCCCUCCCCGAACUCGGGUUUGCCACCAUCCGGUGACAUCGCCUCCUCUCCUGCGACUUCAACCCCUGACGCAGAAAGGGUGACGCCACCACUAAGGUCAGGAAGAAAGCUAAUGCAGGUUCCCACAAUCAAUGUCAUUGAAACCGACGAGCCAAACUGCAGUGAUGAGGAGUUUGAAAUGGAAUUUGAAGAAGAAGAAGACGAGGUUGUGAACGAGGAACCGAAAACCGCAGAAACGCCACCAGAUGAAAGCAAGGAAGCAUCUAAAAGACGGCCUGUGGAAACCGAAUUCAUGGAAGGCUAUUCUCCUCCCUCCUCUCCUGUCCAAUCGGACGAUGAAUCCGCUCCUCAAGAACCGAUCUUUGACCCUCAACCAGAUGCGUUCCCGGGGAAAUUGGCAGAACUUAACGACUCUGGAUUGGAUUUGUCUUUGGAAACAAACAAAGACACGAACUCACCCAUCAAAGGUGAUGAAUGGUCAGAUGAUUCGCCGCAAAGCAUGGCUGGACAAGACCGAGCUGAUUUCACCGCUCCAAACGACGACAAGGACGUGGUUGUUUUCUCGAGGAAUAGCAUUCUGCGAGGUGACACUUAUGAGGGACAGUCGUUUGACUUUGAGCUGCGAGAGUCUCCCUUCAGUGAGAAUGCGGUAACCCCAAAAGAAGCCAAAGACCGCUUUCUUUUGGAGUCUGCUGAAGUUGACAGUGAACCCCAGGAUCUGUUGACAAAUUGUAACGACGGAAACGCUUCUGCUGGGCCUCACGUUCCCCAGAACCCUUCUGACAUUUCAGAUGCAAUGGCUUCAGAAAAGUGCUCUGCUCCUGAGCCCGUUGAUAGUUUUGUGGAGUUCAUGAGAGAAUGCCUCAAAUCCCGAAAAGGUGAAGAAGUAGAUGACUCUCCAAGCGUUCUCUCCGAUGACGCGUGCGGUCCCCAAUCCCCUCAGUCCGUGCGGAUGGAUCCGGAACGGGAGUGGCUUACGAUCAGUGCUCUCGAACAGUUGGCCGGCACUCGAGAGGCAGAAGAGGAGACGCUGCCUCCUCCGGCCGGGACUGUGCAAAACGCUAACGCCGCAUGUAUCCAGCAAGCUUCCUUUACCCCGCUGACGAGCGCGUAUUCCGAAGAUGUAGACGCCGUGGACAUGUGGGUCGCGGAAGCCUAUCACCUUGUGGAGCAUGUCUUGACGGCAAUGUUAACCCACGUAUCAGUCAAGGAUCUGCUUCACUGGCGGGACCCCAAGAAGUCGGGCCUGGUGUUCGGCGUGUCCAUGCUGCUGCUGCUGUCGCUGGCCGCCUUCAGCGUCAUCAGCGUGGUGUCCUACCUGCUGCUGGCGCUGCUCUGCGUCACCAUCACCUUCCGCAUCUACAAGUCGGUGGUGCAGGCCGUGCAGAAGUCCAGCGACGGCCACCCCUUCAAGUCGCUGAUCGAGAAGGAUGUCAGCAUCCCCCCCGAGACCUUCCGCAAGCACGUGGACUCCGGCCUGACCUACAUUAACCGAGCCCUCAAGCACAUGAGCCGCCUCUUCCUGGUCGAGGACCUGGUGGACUCCCUCAAGUUGGCCGUGGUCAUGUGGCUGCUGACCUACGUGGGGGCCGUCUUCAACGGCAUCACCAUCCUCAUCCUCGCGGACAUCCUGCUCUUUGCCGUGCCGCCCAUCUACGAGAAGAACAAGACGCAGAUCGACCAGUACGUGGACCUGGCUCGGACCCAGAUCAACACCACCAUCGCCAAGUUGCAAGAGAAACUCCCCGGCGCCGUGAAGCGCAGCAAAAGCGAAUGAUCGAUCCUUUGAAAAAAAAAAAAAAAAAGAAGACGACCCUCCCAGUCAUCUCCAUCACGUAAACCCCCCCCCCCAACCCCCCCGAGCACCACCCACCCGUCUCCACUGAACCUUACUAGGUAGAGAGCAAAUGUCUAUUUAAUGUCAAAACUGCUGCGCUGUUCGUACCCGAGCGUGAACUCGACUGAAUCUCGGGCCUGCUUCCCAGGGUGCAUGCGAGCCAAACGUUUGUACGCAAAGGCCGCCAUCGCCGUCGACCGCGACUACUGAGCUCGUCCUCGCGUUUUUUUUCAUCCCGCUCGCGUCGCUCGGCAGACAUUGUGUCCUCUUUCUUUUUUUUUUUCUUUUUUUUUUUCCAUAAAAGCGGGUUUGCCUGACGUCCGCUAGUGCCCUGCACUGAUUUUUAUUUUAUUUUAUAGUUUUUUUUUUUUUUUUUUUUGGGGGGGGGGUUGCCGGAUACGCCACCGAGUGGCCUGAAAUCGCAAACGACUAAAAGCUUCUGCAACAUUGGCCGUUUUAGUCUAGUUCACAUGGCAUUUAUUCUGUCGCCGACUUGUUUGUGCACUAGUACACUCUUGCCUCACUAGGAAGACAAUUCAGCACACUUGUAGAAUGACCCCUCUUGUUUUUUUUCACGAUUGUACGACAUUUCUGUGCACUGGUAGAAUGUCAAGCGCAGGCCGCCAGGAAAAUUAGACCGCACUAGUAGAACUUUCUUACUAGAGAUGUUUCUUCCAGUAUUGUGAGAUUUCUGUGCACUGGCAGAAAAAAAACACGGCACACUAGUAGAACAUGUUUCUAGUGUGGCAAAACCGUGCUCCAGUUAACAGCUGUGUGCGACUAGUAUCACGAGUGACAGAAGAUUCUACUAGUUAACGUUUAGCACUUCACUCGUCGUAAUAUUCAAAAGCAUACAAUUACACCUGGUUUCAGCGCACUGGUAGAAGGAUGAGGGUGCACUAGCCGCAAGACUUCUUUGUUAGUGAAAUUUUGGCCGUUUCAGAAAUACUGAUGCACGAGUACAAUAGCCACACGUUCUUAAUGAGAUAAGACCGCACUAGAUGACAUCUGCGCGACGCGCUAGAUGUUAACCCGUCGAAUCUUAUGUCAUUAAAAGCACCUCGUUGUCAACUUGUGCAGUUUUGCCUCACGAGUGACGCCUGCUUGUUCUACUCGCGCACUGAAUCAUUUUUCUAAGUGAGGGCAAAAUGAGCACUAGUACAUGCACAAUUACACAUACUAGUAGGGUUGAGGUUAAUGCCUUGUCAUUCUCGCUAGUAGCAAGUCACGCGGGUGUGGGGAGAGAGGAAAAAAAUGUUCCGAGAGUGCGCUGGAUUGUGUUGGUGUGCGAAUUAUGAAUAAACGCCCAAACGUUUUUGUGUACACAUUCGUGCAUGUAUAUACACGUACUACUCCUCCAGUAAUUCUGAAGAGGUGACUGUUAUGUCAUUUCAAUUUAAGGAUGCAAUACUCGCGCGUACAGCUUUCGGACCCACCCCCCACCCCACAAGGACUGGCAUAGUUGUCACCAAUAUUCCAAGUUGUCUCGCAUUGGCGGCGUUUGUUUUAGCGGCGGGCCGCCGUACGGAAGGAGGCCGAGCUUGGGGUUUCUGUUUCCGCCGACCUCGACGGGGCGACCACGGACGUCUUGUCGGAACGUCGCCCCCCCCUCCCCCCGCGCUUCCAGCUAUCUUGUUGUUUGGCUCAGUUCAAGUGCUAGUUCCCGAAAAGGCUUUCAAUGCUUCUCUUCUUUUUGGACGAUAUUAUGAAUGAGGCCGCUUUGCGCAAAGCAUGCUGAUUUUUUUUUUUUUUUUUUUUUCAUCAGUUAUGGGAGUGAGUGUGUGUGUGUGUGUGAGAGUGAGAGGCAGAAAUGUUGUGUUUGUUCCUUUGUUGCUCUUGAUGUCGUUCUCUUAACAUGUUCCGUUUAGCUAUUAUGGCUCUACUCCCCCCACCCCCCACCCGUGAGUAAUGUCACAGGAGAGGAAAUAAAUGGAGGGGAAGGGAGGGGGGGACAAUUCUGUGGUCUCUGUAACUCAUGUUCAAGUGAAAUGAAUUAAAAACACCUUUAAAAAAAGGAA